This is a messenger RNA of Malaya genurostris, 5235 nucleotides long. It is a transcript of the gene Ranbp21, whose product is annotated as exportin-5. Lineage: Eukaryota; Metazoa; Arthropoda; Insecta; Diptera; Culicidae. The record is from RefSeq and is a predicted model, not a curated record. Gene Ontology annotation, biological process: protein export from nucleus; RNA export from nucleus. Gene Ontology annotation, cellular component: nucleus; RNA nuclear export complex; cytoplasm. The transcript is spliced from 7 exons. Gene Ontology annotation, molecular function: small GTPase binding; RNA binding; nuclear export signal receptor activity. Bases 278 to 3955 code for a protein of 1225 amino acids.
GAAGCCAGUUGUCAGGUCUUGUCUUAGUUAAGUGGUAUUGAUGUUUUUUGCAAAAGCUAGCUUUUGUGGUUAUACAGUCAAGAAAUAAGAGUGUUUCGGCAUAUUCUCAGCAUUAAAACACCGAAACUUAGGUAUAAAUUAUGUAUCAUUGAUUGCAUAACAUAAAGUGCUAUUAUCUACUCAACAAAAAUUGGCUUAGAAUUAACGCCAAAAAACGAAGGGGGCGCACUGAAUUUCUGAUCAUCGUAACAUUCCUGAAUACAAUUGAAGGACUAGGAUGGAACCAGCUGGUGAAGUAAUUGGUUUGGCCAAUGAAUUGGCUCGGGCGAUCAAAAUUACAAUGGAUCCAGCUGCCUCACAACAGGCCAGAAUGGAUGCUUAUGUCGCAUGUGAAAGAUUCAAGGAAGUGUCACCGCUAUGUGCACAAGCAGGGCUUUUUUUAGUAACAGAAAACUAUCCAUCUAUAGUGCGACACUUUGGACUUCAGCUAAUGGAGCAUACAGUUAAGUUCAACUGGAAUAGCAUAUCUCAGCAAGAAAAGAUUUUCAUCAAAGAGAAUGCUAUGAAACUUCUGUGCGCAGGAGUAGGCGAUGCUCAGGAUCAGAGUGUAUCGCACAUAAAGGACGGUCUCUCUCGAAUUAUUGUAGAAAUGAUCAAGCGGGAAUGGCCUCAACAAUGGACAACGUUAUUAGCGGAGUUGAGCGAUGCCUGUUCAAAAGGGGUAGCUCAGACAGAGCUGGUUCUGUUGGUAUUUCUCCGACUGGUAGAAGAUGUAGCAUUGUUGCAAACAAUUGAGAGUAAUCAAAGACGAAAAGACAUCUAUCAAGCUCUGACAGUGAAUAUGUCUGAAAUAUUUGACUUCUUUUUGAGGCUUAUCGAGCUGCACGUGGGAGAAUUUCGGAAUUCCACUACCAUAGGGAAUAAAAAUAAGGCCCAUGGACACAGUCGUGUUGUACAAGUAGCCCUAUUGACACUUACUGGAUUUGUUGAAUGGGUAUCGAUCAACCAUAUUAUGGCUGCUAAUGGCAGAUUACUGCAAAUUCUGUGCGUUUUGUUAAUCGACGAAGAAUUCCAGCAACCAGCGGCAGAAUGUUUGCUUCAGAUUGUAAAUCGAAAAGGGCAAAUCAAAGACCGGAAGCCGCUGCUUUUACUGUUCGACGAAGCUCCUGUUGGUCACUAUUAUCGGGCAGCGUUACAAAGUGAGCGUAUGGGCAGUGAAUCAUAUUAUGCUUUUCUGAAAAAACUAAUCCAGGUACUAAGCGGUCUCGCAAUUCAGCUGACAGGUUUGUGGGGUAAAGAAGAUUGUCAAAUUUCUCGACAAAGUUUGUCGACAUUCUUGGAAACAGUAAUUACUUUUACGCGUCACUCAAGCUACACAUUGAAUCACUCGGCCGCUCUGAUCUGGAUGAGCCUGUUAAAACACGAGCAAAUCUGUCGUGAUCCUUUAUUAUUGGAAUACAUUCCAAAAGUAAUCGAGCUAAUCGGACCCAAGAUCAUAAAAGUUGGAUAUCCAAUUUCUCGACCUACGGAAAUCACAAUGCAUCCACAUACAUUCAUCAGUCUUGACUACGAUGGUGAAGAGGAAUGGUUGAUCUUUUUUUCUCGCUGCCGAACUGAUAUGUUGGAAAUUUUCCGCCAAGCUACGCUGAUCGCUCCGCUUGUGACAUUUUCUUAUUGUGAACAAUGGCUCAACGCAAGACUGCAGAAGGUACAUUCCGAAAUAAAUACAACAUGCAGCAUUACUGAUCCGGUUUAUCUGGAAUGGGAUGCUUUGGUAAAUGUACUAGAUGGGGUUUUGUCGCGUAUUCUAUUAGUCACAGAACGCCCGUCCGUUGCCACUGGUUUGCGUUUACUAGAAGAAUGCCUUAAAGUGGAAUCUAAUGAUCCUCUCAUUCUGUCGGUGCUAUUAUCAUGCAUUUCAGCAUUGUUCGUAUUCCUCAGCAUGUCAUCUUGUCAAAUAACUUCGGCGAAUUGCGUUGCCAUGUCAGGAGUGCAACUGCUACCUCGAGUUUUGGAUAAAAUAUUUGCCGCUUUAGUGUUUCAAGUGGCAGGUGAAACUCGUUACAACCGCUCUAAGGCAGUAAAAAACCAACGACGCCAUGCCGCAUCGCUUAUGGUUAAAAUAGCUCACAAGUACCCAUUGCUGCUUUUACCAAUAUUUGACCAAAUUAAUACCAGCGUGCACAAUUUGAUCCGUCAACGUGAUCAGCUGAGCAAUGUGGAACAAGUCACUCUACUGGAAGCCCUCCUGUUAAUAUCCAAUCAUUUUUGCGAUUACGAACGCCAAAGUAACUUUGUUGCGGAGGUAACCCGAGAUGCAGUUACUCUUUGGAUGCAUCUGUCGCCAGUUGUGAAAAAUGCGCAUUCAUUCAUCGAUUUUGUCGGGUUGAACAAACCUCCUGUUCAACCAAGCAGCAACUUACCCGAUCAGUGUAAUAUUAAUCGCGGUCAGAUUGUGUUCGCUCUUAAUCUUAUUCUCGGUGUCAUUAAACGAUGCUCUUGGCCAGAUGAUCCAGAUCGUUGCUCCCGAGGAGGUUUCGUUGUUGCUUUUACAGAAUCCGGUAACCCGAUUUGCCGGAAUCCAGCCACUUCGCAUGUAGUUCCGCUACUACCACAUAUCCUCGGCUUGAUGAGAGUCCUGAACGAAUUAUGGAAAUCAGAUGCAAUGAAUGCCGUCGAUCAGUACUUCAAAUGUGCAAACGGAAUGCAGGAACAUGAGAAGAAGCAACUUUUGGGCAUUUCCCCCGUGUUGCAGGACCCGCUCGAUCCGAAUGUUAAAAGUCCUCCCACUGCAUUCGAUCGUAUGCAAACAUUUCUUUCGCAAACUUAUGAACACUGCUAUCAUAUGAUGGGAUCCGCGGGACCUUCGCUCGGUCGAGAUUUGUACGCCCUGCCAGGUAUAGCAGACGCUCUCAUCAGCAGCAUUUUCGCUUGUCUCGAAAAUGUACCAGACUUCCGGUUGCGGACUUUGGUCCGUGUCUUCUUCAAGCCAUUCGUCUAUUCCUGUGCUCCUGUUUUCCACGAAUCGGUUCUACUGCCUAUUUUUGCCCAUUUUGCGCCAUUCAUGCUGACAAGACUGACUGCUCGCUGGCAGUAUAUAACUGCUCUAUACGAGACUGGCGAGUUGGGAGAAGAUGUGAGCGACACCCAGGAGGUGCUGGAGGAUAUGCUCAACCGAUCACUCACACGCGAAUACAUUGAUGUCCUGAAGGUGGCACUUGUCGGAUGUACCGUCGAUCCGACUGCCACAACCACCAACGAAUCUAGCAUGGACCAUGAUGAUCAGAGCAUGGAUGGUCCAACACAAGCCUUGACACGGGCCGCACAAUCAGCCAUGACAUCUGAGGUUAUAAGUGAUCUUGGUGGAAAGUUACUGCGUAAUCAGUACACCUGCACGCCAAUCGUGAUGACUGUUUUGAGCGUACUUUCGUGGAACGAUAGUAACUCUAGUCUCAAGGCAACAUUCCUCAGUGGUCCGGUGAUACGGUUCCUAGCCGCCGAGCAACUGAUUACGGAUAUCUUGGCAUCUAAUAUCAUCAUCGCCGUCCUGCAAGGACUUCAAUUGCAUGGUCAGCACGAAUCGAAUCAGGCAUCUCUCAUCACACUAGGCGUGCAAACAUACGAAAUUUUGCGGCCGAAAUUCCCUUGCAUUCUUGAAGUUUUGCAACAAAUACCCAACAUCAGUUCAGCGGACAUACAAAAGCUGGAUGAAAAAAUCUCGAUGUCUGCUAGCACAAAAGGGAACAAAAUUGACAAAGCCAAGAAAGAUCUUUUCAAGAAGAUAACCUCGCACAUCAUGGGCCGCAGUGUGGGCCAGCAUGGCAAGAAGGAAGUGCGUAUUUUAAACCUUCCACCAAUGGUUCCGCCAAUCGCGACGGUCACACGUAACGCGUACAAUGUGAUCGAUGGCGGACAGGAGACUGGACUUGCGCAUCUCUUCGCCAGUCGAAGUUAGUUUGUGCGACUAUCAUAUUCUACCUAUUGAAUAGGCACUGUUGCUUAGAUUUUAGAACUGUUAGCUUUCUUAUAAGUUUCUCAACCUGCUUUUUCACUUCCAGUUGAACAUAAAUCCAGUUACUUCAGUGCAUUUCUAAUUGAAAAAAUCUCACAAAGAAAGCAGACUCGGUUGCUUGUUAAUUAUGCUUCUCAUAUUGUGUUAUAUGAAUUUUAAAUUAUUCUUCUGGUACUGAAUCAAAAAAUACCUUGAGCUAUGCCACAGUAGCAAAUGCUUUUAUUGUUUGUAGUUAUUCAUUUACAGUUUGUUGGUAUUUCUGCAAGAAAUUGAAUCAAUUCCAAUGCAUGCAAUCAAAUUAUAAUAAAAUAUAGGAUGAUAGAAAUGAAAUCAUUAGAUAAUGAUUUUCCGAAUUCUAGGACCUGGAAUAAAAAAUGCUUUGCCCAGUUCAAUUUAAUAGAUCACUAUUGUGAGACUAACAUAAAAACGACGGAUGAUGAGUGAAUGCGUGCGAGUUGAGUAAAUAAGAUAAUUGUUGCUGCAGAAAUCAUCACUGAAAAAAUAAAACACAAUACAUCUUUGAUCAAAUAAUUGUUUCAUAGACCGGGAAAAACUAUUGUAGGAAUGUAUAAUUAAAUAGAAUAAUAAUCACUAUUAUUAUCCAGCCAUAUAAGCACUGUAUGAGUUUCCGUUAUCUACCCAAAUUCAUGACAUUCAGCAUUCGCUCGGUUACACAAAUGGUCGCGGUAGUGUCAGAUGGUAAAACUUAUAAAAAUAUGUCGAUAAUUGCUAUCUUCAUUUGUACCAGACCCUGUCAGCUUGGAGCGAAAUCAAUCUUCAGUUCAGCAACGCCGUCGCGUGGCAUCACAUUCAACCUAUCAUGUCAAUUGUAUGGAUGCGCAGUGCUGCUAUUUUGGCGCGCACGAAUUUGACAUUUCUCUCCCUUACUUCUAUGUAUGAGAUUCGAUACGGACUCGCCUGAGGGCGACAUGCUCGCAGAAAAGUAUGUUGCCAAUGAUUUGUUCGGGAAAUGUAAAAACUGGAUAUCUUGUUAAUAUGAUGUCUUCGGUUGUACUCAAUGUUGCCAGGUUCCCAGAUUUUUAUCGUUUAGCCAGACACCCUAACUAACCAGAUCUUUUACGAGAUUUUGUAGAUCUCACCAGAUCUUUACGGUUUUGGCCUCUAUAGGAUAGGUUUUUUUUUUCAUAAAUACGUUUAUUUCUUAAGGCAGUUUACAUAAGUUUUUCUUCGCCGUAGCAUCACUUUUACAUAAUAUUCUUAUC